Molecule: messenger RNA, 993 nt
Organism: Aspergillus puulaauensis
Lineage: Eukaryota; Fungi; Ascomycota; Eurotiomycetes; Eurotiales; Aspergillaceae
Product: histidine phosphatase family protein
Exons: 4
Coding region: 1-993 (330 amino acids)
Cellular component (GO): cytoplasm
Molecular function (GO): phosphatase activity
Source: RefSeq, a predicted model, not a curated record
AUGGCAAACCCAAACUCAACCACAGACCUGCCUUCCAGCUUCCACUUCCACUUCUCAGCGGUCCCCGGCAUAUUCCUCCAGGGCGACCCCACCACCGACUCCGACACAUUCGACUAUGUAUCCUCCAACUUCGGCCUCAUUGACCGCUCUUACCCCUCCGACCCCGUAAAUGAAUCCGAAAGCGAAACAACUUCAAAAACAAAAACACAAUGGCAGCGUCUGGAAUCAUACAUCGCUCAGCUAAACCGUGCUUCGCCGGGUGAGUUAACAUACAAACUCCUCAUCCUGGGCCGCCACGGGCAGGGCGUACAUAAUGUCGCGGAGUCGCGAUACGGUACUGCGAUGUGGGAUUGCCGCUACUCCCUCCUAAACGGCGACGAACACGGCAGCUGGUUCGACGCCCAACUCACAGAACUCGGAAUCGAACAAGCGCGCAUAGCAAACGGGGCAUGGAAGACACAGAUCGCGCAGGGGUUUCCACCACCGCAGUCUUACUACGUGAGUCCGCUGAUGCGGUGUUGCGAGACCGCGAAGGUUACAUUCGAUGGAACCAAGCUACCUGGAACGGAGCCCUUUCGGCCUCUUGUUAAGGAGCUCCUCCGCGAAACUCUCGGGCUACACACCUGCGACGCACGCUCACCCAAGUCCGCCAUUCAGGCUGCUUACCCAUCUUAUAUAUUCGAGCCGGGGUUCAGUGAGGAAGACCUGUUGCACAAGGCUGAUUUGCGGGAGUGUGAUUCUGCGCGGGACGCGCGGUUUUAUGAGCUGCUGGGCGAUAUCUUCGCGCACGAUGGGAAUAGCGUGUUAUCGCUGACGGCGCAUUCUGGUGCGAUUAUGAGUAUUUUAAGUGUUGUCGGGCAUAGGAAAUUUACGUUGGAGACCGGUGGUGUGAUUCCUGUGCUUAUCAAGGCAGAAAGAAGGAGUGGUGAAGCGCCAGCGAGGGUGAUUGAGCCCUGGUUUCCGAGGCCAAAGUGUCCGGGCGAGGCAUGUUAG